AUGAAACUACCAUCAUCAACUUCAGUCGUUUAUUUUACUGUUUAUUCUAUAUUAUUUUUAUUAUCAAUUAUUUUACAUUUUAUUUUACUUUCAUUUAUUUCUUCACCAUUAUGUCGUACUUAUGUUAUUGAUUUUUGCAUAACAUGUAUUUUAUUUUUUAUUGGUAAUCAUUUUUUUUCAUGGAAUAAUCUUCAGGAUCUUCAUUGGCCUUUAGUUCCAUUGAUUUGUUCUUUUUAUUUUAAUUUUACAUUAAAUUCAUUUGAAUUUUUAUCAAUGAAAUGUCUUCCACUUAUUCUUCUGAUAUUUCUAUGGUCAUUCCAUUUAAUAUGGCAAACACUAUUGUCAUCAAAUAAUAUUAAGAACGAAGAUUGGCGUUAUGAAAUGAUGAGACAACAAUAUAAGGAUAAUUUUUUAGUAUUUGCAUUUUUUGCUUUAUAUUUAUUGCCAAUGUUUGAAGUAUUAAUUGGUUCAUCAUCGAUAUAUUACAUCUAUACUAAUAUUCAUAUAUAUGAAAAAAAUAUUGCUGAUACACAAUUAACAGCAUUUCGACGUCAUAAGCAAACAUCAAAGGAACAUAGAUUUGCAGUUUUAUCAAAUGGUCUCUGGAAAUAUAGUCGACAUCCAAAUUAUCUCGGUGAAAUUAUAUUUUGGUGGGGUUUAUUUUUUCUUGGCUAUACUUAUAAUGCACCAUUGUGGUGUGGACUUGGUCCAUUACUAAUAACAUUAAUGAUGAUAUAUGGAUCAAUUCCAAUGACUGAAGAUCGGUUAUUUCGAAAAUAUCCUGACUAUAAAUUUGUUCAACAACGAAUAUCAAUGCUUAUUCCAACAUAUGGUUUUUGA
Rotaria sp. Silwood1 is the source of this 840-nucleotide messenger RNA. Lineage: Eukaryota; Metazoa; Rotifera; Eurotatoria; Philodinida; Philodinidae. The record is from the annotation of a GenBank genome assembly.